This is a messenger RNA of Pseudomassariella vexata, 1023 nucleotides long. RefSeq lists its product as uncharacterized. The transcript has 2 exons. The record is from RefSeq and is a predicted model, not a curated record. Gene Ontology annotation, molecular function: protein binding. The coding region runs from base 1 to 1023 and encodes 340 amino acids. NCBI's taxonomy places the organism in Eukaryota, Fungi, Ascomycota, Sordariomycetes, Amphisphaeriales, Pseudomassariaceae.
AUGGCGCCCGUCUUCGGGGACAGAGCCGAGGCGAACGAGCCUGAUGCUCUCUCCAGCACAACCAAUCCUAUCAAGAACUUCUCGGCAUCAAUGUCACUCACGUCGACUUCAACCACCAGUCACGACAGCAUCAAGACCGGCCUGAGUACCAGUGAAAAGAGCCACUCCAAGGCGGAAGGCACCAGCAAGAUCACAAAGCUCCCAACUGAGCUUUCACUCGCUAUCAUCUUGUACCUAACCCCGAGCGAUGCUCUAAGCCUAGCUCUCACUAGCAAGCGUUUCAAUUCAAUCAUCACUCGAUAUGAAACUACCAUCACUCAUGCACUUGUCAUCAAUCAUUGCGAGGAACGACUUCUAAAGGGCGCCAUUGCGCAUCAUGCGCUCGAGAUAGCGCCGUGGUUGCUUUUCAAAUCAACCGCUCGAGAUGAAGCCGAGUAUCUGCAGAUCAUAGAAAACUUCGUCAAGGAGUACAUGAAUAAGAGCUGUAAGGGGAGCCUACCUGAGAAGCUCAGGUUGCGCGCCGCUAUUCGUAUUGCUAUGUUCCAUGACCUUGCCAUCACCACACCCUGGGACGAGGUUCUGCACCUGACGUAUCGCGAAAUGCGGAAAUACUACCGUCGAAGUCUCGAGCUGCAUUUUGAAAUCGUUGGUCACUUCAACUUCCAGAUGCAUAUGCACCUAUUCGACAUGCUCUUUCAUAUCACGGCCCUCCGAUACCUUCGAACCCCUCAUGGCCCAGGGAACCGAGCCUUUCGUAUUACCAUUAGACGUGUGCUUACCUUUUAUACCGCCGCUCCCAUGUACAAGAGAAUCGAUCAUAGAGUCACUAGUCUCUCAAGGGAGCUGUUUAGUACGCAUCGCAGGACCAGAGGCAAUUUCGGAGGUCUAUCAGAAAUUCCCUUCCUUACAAUCGUCGCGCGAUGCAAGUGGCAAGCUCAGCUUGGAGACAUCAAACUGCUGAGACUUGGUCCUCGGAUACGACGAAGUGCAUACAGCGCACAGCACGAAGGGAUCGUUCAUUGA